Molecule: messenger RNA, 2094 nt
Organism: Gloeophyllum trabeum ATCC 11539
Lineage: Eukaryota; Fungi; Basidiomycota; Agaricomycetes; Gloeophyllales; Gloeophyllaceae
Product: jumonji protein
Exons: 7
Coding region: 76-2016 (646 amino acids)
Biological process (GO): regulation of transcription by RNA polymerase II; protein demethylation
Molecular function (GO): histone demethylase activity; transcription coregulator activity
Source: RefSeq, a predicted model, not a curated record
AGUCAGCGCAGCGGAGGAGCAGAGCAUCGGUGUCGGGAUUUCACAGCUCUUCGUCUAGCAAAGUGUAGUGCGCCCAUGGCAAAGGCUCGUCGACGGUCUACACGCUCGAAUGCUCAGAAGUCCCCGGAACAUGACGCAGAAUCGGAUUCCGGACAGACGUCCCUGAAGGUUGAGCAGACGGAGGGUCAAGAGGACCGCUCAGAGGACGACAAGUGUCCGGCUUGCAAAGAUGAGAAUGGAGAGGUGACCGCUUUGGCGGACAAAGAGAGUUGGAUACGAUGUGAUGCGUGCAAGACAUGGUACCACUGGCGAUGCGCUGGGGACGGCGGUGAAUUGGAGCGGAUAGACAAAUGGUUUUGCAAGGAGUGUCUAGCGAAGAACCCGGCACGGUCGAUAACUUUCAAGCCACCGGCGCGCAAGUCCUCGCGUAAGCGCACACAGCUUGACUAUGCAAACCUCAAUUCAGGGCUGGAGUCGGAUCCCAACCGGUGGGCUCAGAUGCUCCAGGGAAAGACUAUCAAGGAGAACAAUUUCCCUCGGAUGAAAGGUGCAGAUGUGAAUCUGGAUUGGCUUGAAAGCGAUGAAAACGCCUUGCGCCAACCAAUUGUGAUCGAACAGCCGGAUGGCUUAGGGCUGAAGAUGCCACCGAGAGACCUGGGCAUCGACGAUAUAGCAGAGAUAGUAGGAGAAGACACACCAGUUGAAGUGAUAGAUGUUGCAUCGCAGUCUAAUGUGCCAGGAUGGACUCUGAAGAAGUGGGCGGAGUACUACAACUCUAGCCCAGAAAAACGGGAUAAGAUUCGAAACGUCAUCUCGCUUGAGAUCUCGGGUACAAAGCUGGGUGAUGAGGUGCUACCACCAAAGUUGGUCAGGGAAUUGGAUUGGGUGGAGAGGUUUUGGCCGAAUACGAAGAGGGGUAGGGGGCAUGCGUACCCUAAGGUGCAGCUCUACUGUCUAAUGGGUGUGGCGCAAGCUUGGACGGAUUGGCAUAUCGAUUUUGCAGGUUCCUCGGUAUAUUACCACGUCCUACGAGGAGCCAAGGUAUUUUAUUUCAUUAAGCCAACGCCCGCGAACCUUGCCGCGUACGAACGAUGGUCAGGAACUGAGAUGCAGAGCCAUACGUGGCUAGGCGACUUGGUGGACGAAGUUGUGAAGGUCGAAUUAACUGCGGGGAAUACGAUGAUCAUACCAACUGGCUGGAUACAUGCCGUCUAUACCCCUGUGGAUACCCUGGUCUUUGGUGGCAAUUUCCUUCACUCUUAUAAUGUUGCCACCCAGCUCAAGGUUCGGGACAUAGAGAUCUCGACUCAUGUACCUAAGAAGUUCCGAUUUCCGUUCUUCGCAAAGUUGUGCUGGUAUGCCGGCGAAAAAUAUCUCCGUGACCUCAAAGCGCGGGAGGAAUUUUCUCCUCGUGUUUUGGAAUCGGUGGAAGCGCUCGCUGACUUCCUGGUCUCCGAGGCUCGGACCAUGGAACGAGGGACAGAGCAGGCGAAGAGAGAAGCCAAGGAACAAGUCCCCGGGGACCGCGUGAAGGAUGCGUCUGCACUUGCGCGUGAACUCAGGUGGAGAGUGCAGCAGGCGCGAGGACACCUGAGCGACGACGAAGAUAGCGGCGGUUCAGCGCGGAAGAGGAAGCAUGGGGAGAUGGACAGCGCGGACGAUGGCACGCCGAUGUUCAAGCAUUUUAAACCGCGGUCAUGGGACAGGGUGCUCGCACAGCCCAAGGAGACCCUACAGAAAGUGAUCAAGGGCCGCAAACCUCCAGACGAGGAUACUUGGAAUUCCGACUGGAUUGACCACCUGAGUGACUCGGCCAUGGACACCGGCGAAGGUGAUGAACUGGAGCUCAGACGUCGGCGGGACGUUGUGAUCAAAUUUAGGAGGACGGAGAAGGGCCUGGAGAGGCACCGCGUCGAACGUGUGGUCGAGGAGUGGGAAUGGGUAGGGGCGGCAGCGGCAUCGAAAGAGGCUCCUGUGAGCACGUCUGCGCCGGCAGUCGAGACCAACGGGGGUUGAUAUUUCAUUUAAUGUUGUUUUCCAGUUUACACGACCCGUGUUGUCUGUAUUAUUAUUCAUUUUGUUUUCGAGAGUCGC